GAGGAAGAGGAAGAGGAAGGCAGAGAAGAGGAACGAGUCGUCUUCUCCAAGGCGUCCGAAAAAUCUCUCCGUUCUCUCGCAAGCCACAGUACUUCCUACUCCUCCUAUUCAUGCCCCCGGCCCCGAAUUGGAUACGCUGGUUAUUUCAGAACAAAAGUCAGUUUAGAUUCGACUGGAGGCCUAACUGGUGGUAAUUUGAAGCAUUUUGGUUCGCUUUGGGGGGCCAGUAGAGGCAAAAGGUCUGAUUUUUUUUAUCGAAUUGGUCGCCCUUUUGAUUGGAGAAUCGUCAAGCUCGGCGUGAGAGUUUCUUUGGCCUGUGCUCGCCUGAGAGUAGAAGGCUGUGGUUCUUGCUCGGCAAAAUUUGGGCUUAUCCUUAAAUCGGAAGGCGUGGGCAGCUAAAUUCACAAGGAAAGCUUCAGUUACCCACGGAAGAAGGAUUUCCCUUCUCUCUCAGAGACUCGGAUUGGUGAUGGCCCGGCGCUGAAUUGCUCUGAAAUCUGCCGAAAGCAUCGAUCUUUGUCUCCGAAAGAUCAGGGAUUGGGCCCUCGUAUCCCCAAUUCGCCCCACCUCCAAGACGGCGGUCGGGCUUGUAGAUGGGGUCGGGGUCGAGCAUCCUCGGUGCGGACGGGGAAUGGGGGGUGACGUCCCUUGGAGACAUGCCGGAGAGCUGCGUGGCGGCGGUGCUGCUCUACCUUGAUCCGCCGGAGAUCUGCCAAGUCGCCCGCCUCAACCGCGCCUUCCGCGGCGCUGCCUCCGCAGACUGCGUCUGGGCCGGGAAGCUGCCCGUCAACUACCGGUACCUCCUAGCCUUUGCAGCUGCCGCUGAUGACGAAGGUGGUGACGGCGGACACGGUAAUGGCAAGCGCAGCUCGCCCAGCAGCAAGAAGGAUAUUUUCGCGCGCCUAUGUCGACCGACUCCAUUCGAUUUUGGCAACAAGGAAUUCUGGAUUGACAAGAACAAGGGAGGUAUUUGCUUGUCUAUCUCCUCAAAGGCAAUGGUGAUUACAGGUAUAGAUGACCGGAGAUACUGGAGCCAACUUGCCACAGAGGAAUCAAGAUUCCACCAUAUUGCCUAUCUUCAGCAAAUUUGGUGGCUUGAGGUAGAUGGAGAGCUUGAUUUUUGCUUCCCUGCUGGUUCAUACAGCAUUUUUUUUCGGCUUCAUCUUGGACGACCAUACAGGCGCAUGGGCCGCCGUAUUUGUGGAACUGAACAAGUCCAUGGGUGGGAAGCCAAACCCACACGGUUUCAGCUCUCAACUUCAGAUGAACAACAUGCUACAUCAGAAUAUUAUCUAGAACAAGAAGGAAGCUGGAUACUUUAUCAUGUUGGUGAUUUUGUUGUACUGAACUCGGACGAGCUUAUGAAGCUCAAGUUCUCAAUGUUGCAGAUUGAUUGCACCCAUACGAAAGGUGGCUUGUGCGUUGAUUCAGUUUUGAUAUAUCCAAAAGGGUAUCGGCAUGAAAAGGCAAAUAUAGUGCACAUGUAGUGCUGCAGAAUGGUUGCAAUACUCCAGCAACAUGAGACAAUUCAGUGGGGUGUGGCUAGCUUUUUCCUGUCCGUUCUUUCCUGAAAGUCCAUGUGUAUAUUUUUUUCCCCUUGAGUUUUACAUGAUGUAAGGCCUUUUGUAUUCUUUUAUAGUGUUAGGGUAGGGAAGUAAAGGGCGAGUUUUUUUUUUAAAAAAAAGAACUUAAAUUGGCAUGAUAAUUGUUGAGUACAGAGUCCUAGUCGUUUAAAAGUAGGGACAGAUGCCAUCUUCAUAUGUAAUUUUUCAUCAGUGCAAUGAUGUUUGGCGAUCUGGAUAUUCCUCUUUGCUUAUUCCCAUGGCUUAAA
Oryza sativa Japonica Group (Japanese rice) is the source of this 1831-nucleotide messenger RNA. Its product is annotated as F-box protein PP2-A13. The record is from RefSeq and is a predicted model, not a curated record. NCBI's taxonomy places the organism in Eukaryota, Viridiplantae, Streptophyta, Magnoliopsida, Poales, Poaceae. Gene Ontology annotation, molecular function: protein binding.